Recurvomyces mirabilis is the source of this 813-nucleotide messenger RNA. RefSeq lists its product as uncharacterized. Lineage: Eukaryota; Fungi; Ascomycota; Dothideomycetes; Mycosphaerellales; Teratosphaeriaceae. The coding region runs from base 1 to 813 and encodes 270 amino acids. Gene Ontology annotation, cellular component: Golgi apparatus. Gene Ontology annotation, biological process: vesicle-mediated transport. Gene Ontology annotation, molecular function: GTPase activity; GTP binding. The record is from RefSeq and is a predicted model, not a curated record. The transcript has 2 exons.
AUGGCACAACCUUGGGACUACAUAGCGAAGAUCGUGUCGCUAGGUGACUCCGGAUCAGGCAAAUCGAGUCUGACCAUCCGACUCUGCGAAGGCCGCUUCGUCUCCCACCACGAUGUCACCAUUGGCGUCGAGUUUGGCAGCCGGGUAGUACCUGUAGGCCCACCAGCGAGUCUCGAACACAACAUCAACAAUCCCGUCGGAUCGUCACAAACACCAAAGACCACAUCCCCAAACGAUGUACGACAGAAAGGCAAAGGCGAACCGGAGCAGAAGCACAUGAAGCUCUCACUAUGGGACACAGCCGGCCAAGAAACCUACAAAAGCAUAACCCGCUCCUACUUCCGCGGUGCCUCAGGUGCCCUUCUCGUCUUUGAUAUCACAAGAAGAAACACCUUCAACUCCGUGACAUCCUGGCUCCAAGAUCUACGCCAACUAGCCGAAGACAACAUCGUCAUAGUCCUCGUAGGCAACAAAUCCGACCUCGCGCCCUCUAACACCAUCACCGAAGGCGACAGCAAGAACAAACGCCAAGUCACGCGGCAGGAAGCGGAAGAAUGGUGUCGGCAGAACAAAGUGAUGCAGUAUCUUGAGACCUCGGCGAAGUCAGGGGAGAAUGUUGAGAGGGCGUUUUUGGAGGUGGCGGAGAGGAUAUAUCAGAAUAUUGAGGCGGGAAAGUAUGAUUUGAAUGAUCGGAGGAGUGGGGUUAAGGGGCCUGGUGCAGGGGGUGGUGGCGGUGGGGCGGGGAAGACGGUGAAUUUGGGUGGUGGCGGUGGUGGGCCUAGUGCAGUGAUGAAGAAGAGUGGGUGUUGUUGA